Messenger RNA from Glarea lozoyensis ATCC 20868, 1929 nucleotides. RefSeq lists its product as uncharacterized. Lineage: Eukaryota; Fungi; Ascomycota; Leotiomycetes; Helotiales; Helotiaceae. Bases 1 to 1929 code for a protein of 642 amino acids. The record is from RefSeq and is a predicted model, not a curated record. The transcript has 2 exons.
AUGGCUGGCGACAAAUCCAUCCGAGACUUCUUUGCUCCGAAGCAAACACAAGCUGCACCCCAGUCUUCCCUUCCUAAUUCCAAUUUACCAUCCUCACGAGCAAAGUCAACUUCCCAACUUGAAUCCUUUAAUUAUAGUGUUACCAAGGACCACUCGUCAUCUUUUUCAUCCAACCUAUCAUCCCCACUCAGCAGUAAUAAUUCAGCGUCACCAACACGAACGGUUGGACGCAGUAUUCUAGAUCCUGCACCAGGUUUCGCCAGCUCUGGUAGAGAAGUGAGAGGUUCUGACGAUGAAGAGGAUGAUUCAGACUCCUCACUGGAGGAACUCCAGACCAUCUUCGCUACGAAGAGCUCGACGGUGCCAAACACGAAACCAGCCGCACCUUCCACUCCCACAGCGAAAAGAAUCAAAACGACUGAUUACAAUCUGAAUGUUUCUCCAUUGGCCAUAUUACCAAAGUACAGGUCGGAUUUAAAGUCACUCGUGAAACUUGCCCAGCAUGAGAAAGAGACUGAAGAAAGUGCACAGAGAGUCAAGGCGAUGGAGGCCGAUCGAGAAGAGCAAGAGGAAAUAGCUCUUUCUCGAGGAGACAUUGACUUGGCUUCAGCAAAGCUAUCUCACGGGUCGUUACUCGAGUCUGUCGUAGCUCAAAAGGAAGAAGGUGGAUUACGAAAGGUCACUCGUGCUUUAAUGAGGACAGAAGCAACAAGUGUGCAAAAACACUGGUCCUUUUUCUCAACCGAAAAUGAACCCCCGAAAAGCAAGCGGGAAGCUUUCCCAUCUCGUUCAGUUCCAAAAUCUUGGCGGGAUAUGUUGGGAGACCCAGAGAUUCGCCAUCAGACGUUCGUCUCUGGCUAUGCCGAAGACAUGGUAGCAUUAGGAAAUAGUCUACCAGAUGAGCUGUUCAUCUGGAUUCUCAAUGAUGCCAGCUUUGAGCAGGACGACGUUCUGAGGGCAUCGUAUUACAACACUCUUAGAGUAUCAGCAAAAGAGCAGACUAGCAAACUAGUCACACCAGCCAUUAUCGAAAACAUGUUCCGUAGUCUUGGUGCUAACCAGAACGCGCUAUUAAUUGAGGAAGAGAUGACACCAGUACCUGGACGGAAUUCGCUCAGUCAGAAUCACGAUUGGUCGCCUCUGCGCUCAUUUGCACUGUAUUUGGUUCUGAGUGCACAUGCACUGGGACCGGAGUCACGGGAGCUUGCCAUUUGUUUGCUGAUUCGGAUGUUGGCCGAUAGCAUGGUAUACAAAAACAUUGAUCUGCUAGAUUCAAUACAGACUACGGUCCGGUAUCUUUGCAAAUAUAUCGAGGAUGGUGUUUGGGAGGCUUCUUGCCAAAAAAUCUGCAAACUGAUAUUUAAAACUGUCAAAAUUGCUACAAUGUGUUUGCAAAUUGUAGAAGCAUUACCCUCCACCACACCCAGGAUCCAUGACCUUCGGAGGAGACUAGCGCUCUGCUACUUCUACGGCAAUGAAUCUCAUUCUGAACAAAAUCCUCAUUACACUUUAAAUAUAUCCAAAGUUACGAGACGACUGACAGAGGAGGGAUUCCAGCCAAAUCAAGAGACAGAUUAUGUAGAAUUCUCAGCUCUGAUUGCACUUUUAGACAUUGCUGUAGACGAUGGAAGGAAUGUGAAUCUAGAUCUGAAGGAUAAAGCAGUGGCAGAAGGAUUCGAUGAGCAGGUGGAGUUGCUCAUCAAGGUGCUUUCACAUAUUCACGCCGGUAUUGGUAAUCCUGGAGCUGCAUAUAUAUCCCGGAUCGAAGCAAAAGAGAUGCUAGACGUUGUAAAACAGCGAUUUUCAGACACUCUACGUGCGAGGCCAAAGGCUAAAAUUUCACAUUUUAACAAGCCUGCGGAAAAGGUCGAGCUUUUGGGGAGAGAAAGAGCUGGCAUGAGUGCAUUCCUAGCAAGGAGCAAGGCAUAG